Vicia villosa (hairy vetch) is the source of this 2115-nucleotide messenger RNA. RefSeq names its product F-box/FBD/LRR-repeat protein At1g13570-like. The coding region runs from base 126 to 1430 and encodes 434 amino acids. NCBI's taxonomy places the organism in Eukaryota, Viridiplantae, Streptophyta, Magnoliopsida, Fabales, Fabaceae. The record is from RefSeq and is a predicted model, not a curated record. The transcript is spliced from 4 exons. Gene Ontology annotation, molecular function: protein binding.
CUGAAUAAAAAUAGUAGGAGACUCCAUCAUACAAAUGACUCCACCCACUCCCACUUUACUGACCUUUCUUGUGAAGAUUUGGCAAUCCCUACAAGCCACAGUCGUCUCACUCUCAACGUUCUGUGAUGAGGACUUCGCGGAAGAAGAAGAAGAAGGCCAAACAAAAUGAUCGAAUUAGUGACUUACCAAGUCAUGUCAUUGAUGAUAUCCUAGCAAACUUGAAAAUCCGAGACCUAGUUAGGACUAGUAUUUUGUCUAAAAAGUGGAGGUAUAUGUGGACUUCAGCCCCACAUCUUUGUUUUGAUUAUGACUUUUUUGAAAGGUUUCUGCAUCUUGAUGACCCUGACCCGGUAGUUUGUAAAAUCAUCAUGGAUGUUCUUAUGCUCCGCAAUGGGCCAAUAUGCAAGUUUUCUAUUGACGUAUCUUUAUACUGUGGCUUCUCAAUGGAAAAUAUCAAUAUGUGGAUCCCCUUUAUGUCAGAGCAUAUUAAACAUCUCGAGCUUGAGACCUACUGUAUUCCUGAAGAUGAUGAAAAUAAAAAAAUGCCGGAUAUUCUCUUCUCUUGUAAGGAAUUGACUUUCCUUAAAUUUAGUUCAUUUGACUUGUCAGUUCCACCUAAUUUCUACGCCUUUAAAAAAUUGCUUGAACUUCACUUAGUUAUGGUUACAUUCGAGCCCAGUGCACUUGAGAGUCUUAUGUCUGGUUGUCCAUUUCUUGAAAAGCUCGGCCUUGAAGAAUGUACUUGUUCUGAUUAUCUUGUUAUAUCUUCUCCUUCUCUCAAAGUCUUAGUGCUAGUAUUGUACGAAACAAAGUCAAUUUGUCUCAAGGAAGCUAAGAAUCUGAUCGAUUUUACACUCAAGGCAUAUCGUACUAGAAGUUUGAUCAAAACUUUGCCAAAUAUUAAGAAGUUUUCUCUGGGCAAAUUGAUAGAACAGUAUCCAUAUGCUGGUAUUCCUCUAAAUCCUGUUAUUCCUCCAUAUGCUGAUAUUCCUCCCACGCUGCUAACAAGUUCAUUCAGCUCUUUAGAGUAUUUGAAAUUGGAGGACUUCAAUUUCAAUGAUAAAGAAGACAUUUUGUAUGUUGUCAGUGUUCUCAAAAGUGCUCCUAGGUUGAUUGAACUUAUUAUUAAACAGAGAUUCAGCAAGGUUGAUACCACACAAGUGUUUGACCUUUCAAAGGAGUUAAAAAGCCUUAGUUGUUGCCUUAAACUUCAGACUGUGAAAGUCUACACUGGAGAUUGCUCUCAGUAUGCAAUGAGUUUGAUAAAGUCCAUACUUGCAAAUUCUCCUUUGUUAAAGAUUCUUACUUUUUAUUUCUGCAGUUAUGAUAGAUUAGAUUCACGUAUGUUGUUAAAAAUUUCACAAGACUUGUUAAUGAUGAAACGAGCAUCAACAGGAGCACAGGUUAAUUUCCUUCACUCUGCUUAUUGACACUAUUGAAUUCUGCCAUCCAUCAUCCCUCGAAUCCAACUGCCUUCAAAUAAAAACAAGAAAGUUGUACUGAAAAGAAACUAGUGAUGGAGAUUGCAGCUAAACAAGUUAAAAUAGGGGAAUGAGAGUAUUUGCGGGAUGUGGUCAAGUGGAUGUAUUGUUUGAUGUAAUGAACUUGUACUCAUGUAGCCAUUGUUUAUAACAGUUUGUGAGGCGAAGAGGGUGGUUGCACAAUGGACUGCUACUUCUUGGAUGAUGAAUCAAGAAUGUUUAAAUCACAGUUUUCAUGUUUUCUUGCCUUCUUGUCUUAUUUCCUUUUCUUUACUUACUAACUCCAAUAUGUUAGGAGUUAGUUAUAAUGGUUGAAAGUUAGUUACUUGAGUGCUAAGAAAAAUAUGUGUAUGAGUGGUGCAUGGAAGCUUAUCAUAGAAGUAACUCAUUUUGUAUAUAAGUGUAGCUUACAUUCAGUUCAUAUUCAAUGAAAAAGUUUCCGUUUACAUGUUUAUUUUAUAAACUUCACUAAUAGAACUUGAAUUAUGGCCUUCCAACUCUUUUUAAUCAUUAAUUAUACUAAUUUAAAUCAGUGGAGCUAUCUUUUUUGGUAUAAAACAUGUAUCUUCUACGGGCAUGAGAUCCACUUCAAGACCUCCGGUUAAAUUGGAAGAGACACUUACUAUUUCUACCA